AUUGAAAGAAGUCUAUGAGAGAAGUGUACAAUCUAAACGUCUAGAUGGUUUGUUCACAAUAGAAGAUGUAAAAACAAACCCUGGUAGUUACUCUGGGCUCACAGAGCAGAAAUGAAGCAAUUCGAAAUGAUUCAAAUGCUUAAGAAAAGUCAAAUAUUUCUCAACUUGUGGGUAGAGGUUUCCCAAAACCUCAAAGAAACACAAGAUCAUGUAGAUGAGAUGGAUUGGAAAGAAGUUCUAUCUUCCGUGUGGACAUCAGUGAAACAUGAAAUAUGUUCAUUGGUGGAUUUAAUUCAGAAAGAAUCACUCAAACUGGAUGUGGCUUUUAAACAUUUUAUUUGGUCUAAUGGAAAACGAAAGAAAAUAUAUGACGAGCUCCAAAUAUUGUACAACUUUAAAAAAAAACUUGAUGAUUCAGAAAAUGCAGUUUACAAUUUGGAUUCUGCUGUGUUCUCCAUUUCCAACGUAUGUGAAAUUAAGAAGAAUAGCAAGAGCUUAAAAUGGGUACUUGACUUCGUGAAGAUACAGCAACUGAAGGGAGAUUUUGAAGAUUUGAAUCAAAUAUUAAAUACAGAAGAAAAUAUUGAUUUGACCUUGAAGGAUAUUGAUGAAACUACGUUAGAAAAGUUUCCCAAGCAACUGCGUGAUAUGGAGCCAUCAAAGCUUGCUGUUUUGAAGGAUUUUAUAGAGCAAAGGGAACUGAUUGAGUGGCUUCAAAAUACAAAAAUGACAGAUGUAUCUGAAGUGAAAGUGAUGUGCGAUUUGGCUCUGUCAUCUACUGGUGAAACGCCUGUUGAGACUGAUAAAAUUCUGCAUCUACUUGAUGCAACACAAUGUUUUGCCCCAUUACUUUUUCAUUUGGAGGAUGUUAACUGUCUAGAUGAGCUUCUUGAAAAAUGUGCAGAAGUAUGGGAAAAUGUUGACCAGGAUAAUAGGAUUUUGGAAAAAUGGAAAAGCAGUGGUGAUAACCUUGAGUGGCUUAAAGACAGAGAAAGUCUCGUUGGAUCUGAUCAGAAGCAAUCUCUUGCACUGGCGCAGAGCAUUAAUGAAAGAGGUCUUUACACUGUUGGUAUAACAAAAAUUAUACGGCCAACACUAGAAAAUUGUGUUUCACUGACUAUUCAAGAUACAGAUUCAACUCCCAAGAAAGGCAAAAAUUCUGGAAAGUAUGACCUACCUGCUUUACAAGACUUGCAAUCCAGGUUGGCCCUUAUAGCUGGUGAAGAAGAUCAAGGGCAGCAAGAUAUAGCUCAAUUUGUUGAACUUUUCACUGUGGUGAAAACUCUAGCAGAAGCAUUUGUUAACCUAACCAAUGCAGGAUGCAUGCUAUUUAAUGACUUCACAGCUAUGAUAUCAUCCUCUCUGUGUAAGGACAUAAAUGACAGACAAAAUGAACAUAACUUGAAAAUUACAAUUCAUUUUAUGGAGCAAAGUGCACCUCUUAGCGGCACAACAAGUUUAUAUGUUCUACAAGAAUUGUCAAAAACGUUACGUCUAUCAUAUUACCAAUGGACUGACUAUAUCAACUCUAAACGACUAAAGCACUACCAUCUGAACGAAUACAAUAUUCAGCAAAUAACAUAUUUGUGUCAUCAACUGGCAACUGUGGAAAAUACUGCUUUACUUCCAGAUCAAGUUUUAUCUCUGCUUUCGAAUGACUCUAAAAGCCUUGCAUCGGGUAUAAUACAAGAAGCUCGUGACCAAGCAAUCAAAAUAAAUGAUGAAGAACCUGAUGAAGAAGAAAUGGGUGAGACUGAAAGAAACAUCGAUGGUGAAGAUUCUAUGAGUGAAAUGGAAAAGAAGAAAAGAACACUUCGCAUUCUUGUUAAUAGAGAACGAUUGCCCGAACACCUUGCAAAAGCAGCUAUUCAGGCUGUAGGUUACGAUAACAUUGAUGAAUGCAACAACUGGGUUUUAUUAUAUCAAUAUGACGAAAAUGAAGUACAGAGUAAUCUAAAAAAAUUCAAUGCAGAAAGAGCAUUUGCUCAUCAGUCUAAUGAAGAGGAAGAACUUACAUCUAUUCUUGACAAUAAAUCUAUGCAUUCUUUGACUGAGAUGAUUGACCAGAUCAUAAACACAUUAAAUGUUGAUGAAUCAGAACCAAAAAUUGUUGGAGCAGUCAAAACAAUAUGCAAAAGAUACUUUGAGAAAACUAAGGUUCUCACCAUGCAAGAUUAUCUCAGUGUAGAACACUUGGGCAAGUUUUUGACUCAUCUUCACGAAAAUCAUGACAUCAAGCACAAAGUUGUGAAGGACCUUGAGCCACCACUUGAAAAAGGUAGACCAAACCUGAUUGUAUGCCAGGAAGCUGAGAUAAUACCAACUCUGUUAUCUCUGUACAUGAAAAAUCGUGAUCAACCACUACCAACAGCGUCUGAAGUGUUACUUUGCAGUAAACAAACAACAUCUGAUGAGGUUGAGAGAUUUAUGAGAAGAGCACUUUGCAAGUGUAAAAGUAAUGGUCAACCACUGUUUUGCAUGGCUUUCACGGAAAAGUUGAAACCGAAGGUAUCAAAUUCAGUCGAAGACAUAUUUGAAGAAUUAUUGCAGCAACAAAGACAUUUAAAUACAGAUUAUCAACUUGUGGUUUUAUCCGGCAGUCAGCAGCAUUACAUUAGUGAAUGCUUUGAUAAGCAUCAAAUACAAUUGGUAAAGAAAGAAUCAUUUGAGAAAGAUAUUUCGAAUUAUUUGAAGAUGCAUUUGAGCACAACAGAUAAUGAAGUGGGACCAUUUAUUGUUAAAAUAGUGGAAGCUGACAGAUCCGGAAUUGGAAAAUCACUUUAUGUCAAAGACUUGAGCAAACAGCUGGACAAACGAUGGUUUGAAAAAUGCAGUCAAAUCGAACAUAUGCAUGCAUUCCUGAAUGUUUUAAAGCGUGAUGCAAACAAUGUCGUACCAAAGAGAAGUCUUCCAGUACCAAUGGAAAAAGGAAAAUUCAACAUUAUAUUCACACCUGAGGCAGACAUCCUCCCCGCUCUUUUAUCGUUAUAUAUGGCCGACCAAGGACAACCACUGCCAAUUGCAUCAGAAGUUUUACUCUGUUGUCAGCAAACCAGUGAAGAAGAAGUCGAAAGGUUCUUGAGGAGAGCAAUGUGCAAAACUUCAAAGCAAGACAAACGUCUUUUCACGAUUGCUUAUGGGGAGAGAAUUCGACCUGAAGUUGUGAAAAGAAUAGAAAAAUUAUCAGAAUCAUUGUCAACCAAUAUGCAUGCAAAUGAAGAAUAUCAACUGGCAAUUCUAACUAGUGACAUGACGUCUUUUGAAUGGUGCAGACAUCACCGAGUGUUUCAAGUGGCCGAAGAUUCAGCUCACUGUGACUCAGAAAAAAUAUCUCUUUAUCUGGAUAAUAAAAGCAUUGGAAGCUAUGAAAGUAUACGUCUCACUCCUGCAACAAAAGUGGAGGAACUGCAUAGAAAUGAUACUUAUUCCACUGGAGAUGCACCAGAUAUCUGGCAUAAGACAACAAUACGUUUGCUCGAGAAAACCAUCAAUACCGACCCCAUUCUAGACCGUCUUUAUCAAAGUGCUCAUAUUCAUAAUGAAGAUAACCACUUUAUUCAUCUAGACUUGACACCAGCGGUGGAGAAUGGAAUUGAAAGAUUCAUGUUCAAUCUUCUUGUAUUGGGAAGCAUUCAAGACAAUCGAGGAAGAGUGUGGAAUAGGCAAAAACAACAUCUUUACGUCAUUGAAAUGACCAGAAGUGAAUUAAACAGACAGCAGAUUUCAAAGAACAGUAUACUGAACAUGCUCCCACGAGUAAAAUGCCUUUCGCCAUUAGAAUCUUUGGAAAAGCUUAGAAAUGUACGAUCAAAAACAUUUGAAGUUUUAAAACAGCAUUUGUCUGUAUCAAAUCCCAACACUGAUGGCUAUGAAGAGAUUAAAAAAGUGCAUGAAUGUGUUAAUCACAACGCGAAGUAUUUACUAAGUGAAUAUCAAUAUGAAGAGCAGAAUGUUAUAGGCAUGGACUACAUGACAGAUUUACUGAAUUACAGUGGAUUUCCCAAUUCAGUGAUUCCACUCAUAAUAAAAAUGAUACCAGAAGACAAAUAUGAGGAAUUCAAAAGUAUUCAUGAUGAAGAGGGCCUGCAAAACAUCAUGCUCAUGGCAUAUAAAAAAUUUAUUUCAAGCACAUUUCAGCGACCAUAUCAAUACUUGAAACAUGCAGCAGUUAAAGAUAUAAAUCUUGAUGACUUUCAAUAUCGUGAACCAGAAGGAAAUCAAGAAGAUUGCAUUGAGACAUUUUUGAAUAGUUAUGUGUCAGACAAUCCGACAUGGGCCCAACUGCGUCAUUUUGCAAGUUUCAUGAAUGUUCAAUUGAAAAAUUGUGAAGAAUGCAUAUUUUGCCAAAAAGUCAGUAUGGAAGGGGGACAAAUAUGGCAGGACACAGAGCUUAGAGGUCUAAAGGAUUUCGCCGUAAAGUUCAUGAUAAGAAUGUCUCAAGACUUUGCAACGCCAUCAAUGCAGAUAGCAGAUCAAAGUAGCAAGGAUGUGGAUGAGAACACAGACAGUCUUGCAAGACAUCAAGUUAGGCGAGAAUGGGAAGGAAAAACUCAUCCCUACUUGUUUUUCAAUGAAGACCGAACCAUGACUUUCAUUAAUGUGGCAUUAAACAGAGGUGGAGAUCUACUAGAUGAGGACGCAAAUAUAUUAGAAAAGAACAUAGCUAGCAAGAAACUCAUGCAAGGGUUACAUGCUCAGCGACUUGAAUUUGAAUUCAAUUUCCAAGAAAAAUCAAGAAUCGAAAAAUUAAACACUCUACGAACCAUAAUGGGACUUCCACCCAGUACUGAUGACCCUGAUCCAACAUAUGAGCUGACAACAGACAACGUUCUCAAAAUACUGGCAAUAUACAUGAGACUUAAAUGCAAUAUUCCAGUCAUUGUGAUGGGUGAAACAGGCUGUGGCAAAACCAGAAUGGUUGAGUUUAUGAGCAAACUUCGAGCAGCUGGAAAUGAAAAUGUGCGGAACAUGGUUACUUUGAAGGUACAUGGCGGAGUUAUGGCAGAAGACAUUUACAGAAGUGUUGCAAAGGCAAAUAAAAUUGCCAAAGAGAAUGCUGCCAGAAACAUAAGCACAGUGCUGUUUUAUGAUGAAGCUAACACAACAACUGCAAUUCAUGCCAUCAAGGAGGUUGUUUGCGAUAACACAAUUAAUGGAAAAUCAUUUUAUGACCGUAAACUUGAAAUAGUUGCAGCUUGCAAUCCAUAUAAAAGUUUGUCGGAAAAGGCUAUUCAAGUACUUGAAAAUUCUGGUCUUGGCUACAGAGUAUCUGCUUCUGAAACUACUAACUGCUUUGGUAAAAUACCGAUACGUAGACUUGUUUACAAAGUCGUUCCGCUGCCACCAAGCAUGCAACCAUUUGUGUGGGAUUUUGGCCAGCUCAGUGUAGAAUCCGAACAAAGGUAUAUUCACCAAAUGACGAAGCAUUUAGCUGAAAAACUAAAACUGGAUAAUCAGGACAAAAACCUGAUUGAUUACAUCCUGUGCAGUGCACAGUCUUACAUGAAGAUAGAGAUGAAAGAUGAAUGCAGAUAUGUCAGUCUCAGAGAUGUGGAACGAUGUCUAAUAUUUUUCCAUUUUUUUCAUGAUCAACAAGAGUUUCUUUUUCCCAGAAUUGAACACAAACUGGGUGAAGACCAACCAACAAUCUCAACUACACUUCGUUGCUUGAUUCAAACAAUAGGUGUCUGUUAUCAUGUUUCACUAUAUAACAGACAAAAAUUUCGGGAACACAUAUCGAAAUGUCUCAAAAAAAAACAAAUUACUCUUAAUCAACGACAGAUAAACGAGGAGCUCGUUGCAUGUCAGGAUGUAUUUCUUGGCAAUUUAAAAAUAGAAAGAAACAUCGCACCAAAUGAGGCCUUAUGUGAAAAUGUCUAUCUCAUAACAAUAUGCUGCGAGCUUCGUAUACCCCUUUUUCUUGUUGGAAAACCUGGGAGCUCCAAGUCUUUAGCAAAGACCAUUGUUUCAAACAACAUGGAAGGAAAAAAGUCAAAAUCCCCACUUUUCAAAAGACUGAAAAAGAUCAAGAUGAUUUCAUAUCAGUGUAGUGCACUAACAGAUGCAGCUGGGAUAAAACAGAAAUUCAAAGAAUGUUCAGAUUUACAGAAAGGCGACAAAGAUUUGAAUUCAUAUUCUGCCGUGGUGGUGUUGGAUGAGAUUGGCCUAGCAGAAGACUCACCGAACAUGCCAUUAAAAGUACUUCAUCCUUUAUUGGAGUGUGGCAGUACAGAAAGCGGAACAAUUGCUGAUACAAAACCAACUGACAAAGUUGGCUUUGUAGGAAUUUCAAAUUGGGCUUUGGAUCCCGCCAAAAUGAAUCGUGGUAUAUUCGUUACUAGGAGUACACCAAAUGAAAAAGAUCUUUUGGAGACUGCUAAAAGCAUAAUGCAGAAACAAAAUCAUUUCAUGGCAGAAGAAAUUGAGAUUUUAGAUGGACUAACCAAAGCAUAUCUGAAUAUAUACCAUAAUCAGAGAUAUAAGCAAGUAUCAAAAGAAUACUUUGGAUUACGAGAUUACUACAGUAUGAUCAAAAUGAUUAAUGCCACAAGCGAAGAUAAAGAUAAAUGUGAAUUUAAAGACAUUGCGUAUGCUGUUCAGAGGAAUUUCAGUGGGGGACAUGAAUCUCAUUUCAAAGCACUAACAACGGCUGUAAAAAAACAGUAUGUUUUUGAAGAUGAAGUAGCAGAAAAGUCUGUGACAGACAUGAUUAAAGACAACUUGAAAGAAAAUGACAGCAGGUUCCUUCUGCUGUUAACCAAUCAGCACUCAUCAGUAUCCAUGUUGGAACAUCUUAUAGAAGAUUUUCAUAAAAAUGUUCAAAUCAUAUUUGGUUCAAGCUUUGCAGGAGACCACACAUAUACAGAAAUAUGCAAGAACAUAAACCGCAUUAAAGUGUGCAUGGAAGCAGGUCGCACUGUGGUUUUGCUGGAUAUGACAGAGGUUCAUGAAUCUCUUUAUGACGCACUAAACCAACAUUACACUAUCUAUGGUGGACAGAGGUAUGUUGACAUAGGCCUGGGAGGUCACAGAGUAAAAUGCAGAAUAGCAAACAAUUUUCGGUUAGUGGUUAUGGAGAAAAAAGAUUUUGUUUACCAGCAUUACCCCAUUCCUCUAGUUAACAGAUUGGAGAAACAUCAUCUUGAAUCAAUCAAUUUGCUGAAUAAUUCCCAACUUCAUGUAUCUGCAAAACUGAAAACAUGGUGCCAAACCUUCGCAAAAGUAGACAAUUUCAAUGAAAAAGAUGCUUUUCUCGGUUAUCAUGAUAAUACUUCAAGCUCUGUUAUAUUGGCAAGGGACAAAACCAGGAAUAUAGAAUUAUAUAAAGGUGUGUUACUUCAAUGUGUGGCAACAGAUGCAAUGUUCAGAGCUAAAGUACCUGAAAAAGAGCGACUGUUGGAUAUUUAUACAAGAGAGCAAGUUCACGAUAACUUGCUUAAUCUGUUGAAUCACACUUUUGGAACCAGCAAAAAAAAUUUAACUGUGCUGGAAAUCACUUCAUUUUCCAACAUUCUGACAACAAAAGACAGACAAAAACUUGAAUCGUCUCUUUCCUUGAAACAAAAUAGCAUAAUGCUGCUUUCCCUUCUUCUUUUUGACACACAGCAGGAAUACUUAUCAAAUCUGGAAAAGUUUUUCAAAUCUGAAGUUUCUCAAGAAAAGAAAAUUCUUCUUGUGCAAUGCCCACAAGCUCAAAGACAUGGAUCACUCAUUGCAUGUGCAAAAUAUGGCUUGACCAAUAUGAUUAAAGAUAUUACAAAACACGAGCCUGACUGUCAAAUUAUCGUAGCUUUUUUACUUUCAAUUCAGCGACAGCAUUCUUCCCACACAGAAAAACAAUCUCAACUCAUGCUCCAACAUACUAAAAGUGUAGAAAUUGUUUAUGUCGAUGAUUUACGCCCUCCUGGAGCAGGCAAUGUCAUUGUUAGUAGAUUCUAUGAAAAAAAGCUUACAGAUGUACUUCGAAUGGGACAGCAAGAAAUAGAUGAGCAAGCAAGGAUGCACCAAGAAGGAAUCAAUUUCAUAGCAUUGCUAAAGGACAGCAUUUGCCAGGCAAUGUCGAGAAUAAGACGAAAAAAUGAAACUGAUGCACGAAAUCUACAAUGCAUAGAAUAUAUUACCUCAUUAUGUUCACAAAACCCUGCACUCAGAGGCAAAUUUCUCAGCAUUAUGGCAAAUUGCAUGACAGAAAUCUAUAAAGAGCGAGAUAGUGAUGGCUCAUUAGCAAUGUCCUCUAAGUCAUGGAUGACAAAAGAAGCAUUGUCCCCAUUCCGUUUACAAGAAGGUGGAACAUUUGGCAAGACUCUUUGUCUUUGUCUAAAGCGACACUUGUCAGAUCUAUUGGCUUUCAUUAUCAGCUGUAUUGAUGAGAACAACAAUCUUGAUUUUGUUUUAAAAAAUGAUUAUAAACAGUGGCAGACAGAAUUGUGGUUUGAAUUUUUCAAGACAUUAAAGCUGGAGUGGAAAAAAAUGAAAGGACGUCAAGAAUUUAACGUGGAUUUUGAAAAUCAUCUUACUAAAUCAUUCUCACCCCAGUUUCCAUUCAGCUUUGUUUUGAACAGUAUAUUUUGUCAAAAUUGGUCUACAUUACAAAAUGAAGAUUCGGCAACAAGACUUAAAAUAUUUGAUAACAUGUUCAGUGAAAGGCCUGAAGCAAAAAUCAUCGCAGAUGCAUGUGAACAUAAUAAGGAUGAGAUUGUUCGAGCUUAUGCUACGGACGCAUUGACAUGUAAUUUCAAUUUUGGCAAUAUAGAAGAAUCUGUUAAAGAGAGACUGGUUGACAUUUUACUCAAUAUUUUUCAUAGGACAAAAAAUGAACUGGGAGAAUACCAGAGUCAUAAUGUCGUUACCCUUGUUUACAACUGUCUACAGGAAUAUCUUCCUCACUUGUGUAUGAUCUGCGAAAUAUUCAAAAUAUUGCCGAGUACUGCUGAUGAUACCACUAAAUGGAUUGAAAUACAAGAGCACAUUGACGACUUUGUCAUACAUUCACUAGCAUUGAAAAAAUUGUUAGAAUGGCUUAGUGAAUACGAUAUAGCUGAUGAUGCCUCCUGCGUAGGAUGGAUGUCUCUAACUAACAGAUGCAAAAGAAUAUAUCAUGGUAACAGGCAAUUAAUCCCUGAUAUGGAACUCAAGGAGAAAAUAUCUGAGAAAUGGGAACCGAUAUCAUUACUCGAUUUGCUUUUAUUGCAGCUAUUGCCAAAUGCAGAUGAUGAGUUAUUUACCAAUUACGUAAAAGUAAUUGUCAACCACGCAAAAAGAUUGUUGAAACCACUGCAAAGAUACGGUUCUCGUCACAAAAAUUUUUUAAAAAUAUUAUUAAAUGUUUUGAGAAAGUCCUAUGAAGACAUUAAACUGAAGUUAUUGGUUUCUUGGCAAGAUUUAAGCUGCAGGAGAUGUAGAAAAAUUUUGGCUGAAGAGCCUGUCGUACUUCCUUGUAAUCAUUUUAUGUGCAAAGACUGCACUGAUGAAAUGUUUGCAGCAACCGAAACGCGAAAACAAUGUCCUCAAUGUUCUGAAAAAAUGCCUGAUGAUUUCAGAACUGAUCAAGCAAAACUAACGCAGCAGCAAGAAAGUCUAUUACAGAAGUUUCGGUCGAAUUGUACAAGCUUUUUUCUUGAGUACUCAUCACAAUUUUGCUUUUCAAGCAAAGAACAUGAUAUGAAGGACCACGCAAAACUUUUUCUAUAUGAGCUCAUUAUGGAAACAUCAAUAAAUCAAGGGAGAUUGGAGCUUGAAACACUGGCAUUGGAUCUUAACAUCGCAACAAAAAGUAAAAUCUUUCAGCUUCUAAUGCAACAUCACUCUGAUAUUUUAGAAGAAGAGAUCAACAACAUUUUCUUGAAUAUCACCGGCGAUAGUAAUCUAACAAGCAAGCAAUUGAAAGACCUUAUCACAGUUGUUUUGACUGCUUACGAAGCCGAAGUAAAAGUAGGAGACUGGGAAAAUUUUGAAAGGAUUUGGGGAAGUGUUGGGAAGAGCACAAAUAUUAGCCUACAAAUAUUACGAAUGCUUGCAACACUAAGGAGUUAUAUACACCAAUAUAUGAGAACGUCCGAUGUAAGAAAAAGAAAAGAAAUAAUUAAACCAAAUUUGCAUUCACUAAUUGACAUUUGUGCAAGUGAUGAGACUGAUGCAUUGAGCACAUUUGCUGUCAAAUCUGGUUGCCAAAUGUUUGGGACAGAAUGGUUUGAUUUUAUUUGUAUUCACAACAGACUUAAACAUCUUGUACCAAACAAAAUGAAAAGGAUUAUGAAUGACAAAGUGAUAGAUUAUUGGCUGAUUCUCGGGGAAGAAUAUGCAACAAUGAGAGCGACUUUGCACCGUAUGUCAAAUGAAAUCUACUCAGAGCAACUCAGGUCUUGCUUUUCAGAUGGAAAUGAUAUUACAAAACUUUUACCUAAGAUUUUGGCAGUUAUUAAUUUUGCUAAUAACCAAUACAUUGAAGCUAGCAAAGAACAAAUGAGUAGGUGGAUGGAGAACACUGAACUCUUGUUUGCAGUCAUCCGAACACUUGGAAAACAUAUACCAGGAAUUUCCAAAAAACAAAGCAAUAUACUGAAGCAACUUUUAAUAUUAACUGGCUCUGUUGUGAUUUGCCAACCAAGUUUACUGCAAAAUUUCUGCAUAUUAUGCACUAAUCCUGCAGAUGUGGAAAAGCUAUUUUGGCCUGGGAUGCCCGUAUCAAUGUAUUUUUCUAUUCGUGAUGCUCUCCAGAGUGAGACACAAGUUGCGGUUUAUGCCUGCCCCAACGGUCAUCCAUACAUUAUCGGAGAAUGCACAAGACCAUGGAUAGAAUCUAAAUGUCCGGCUUGCGGAGAAACCAUUGGUGGACGAUUACAUGUUGCAGCAGAGGGGAAUGAAAGAAUUGAACAAACAGAGGAAUCUCAAGCUGGAUAUCAACUGAACUCAGAUACAGCUGGGAAGGAUGAUCCUUCAGAUCGAAUGUCAAAACAAGGAGUUGCAUUGGUUCACUUCAUCAUUCAUUGCUGUAUGUUGGUUGGAUUAGAGCAUGAUGAGGAAAUUAUAAGCAGAAUGCUGAAUAAAGAUUCUCCCCAAGAAUCAAGAAAAUAUCUGCACACUAAGCUACAGGAGAACAUUGAAACGUUUGCUAAUGCUAUGGGCAGAAACAUGGAUGAUGCAAUAAUGAUUAUACACAGCUGCUUCAAAAGCAUUUUAAACACGAAGUUAGAAGACGAAAAUGAGCCUGAUUGGAAUUCAAUGAAUAGCAGAUGUGAUUGGGAAGCACAAUUUAGAGAAAAAUAUUUGCUUCCUGUUUUUCAAAACGUUGAUGCAGCGAUAGCAGAAGCUCAACAAAACAUCAAUGCUGUAGAAAAGCUUGAAAACAUGCUACUAUACAGAAUUGUUAAUGAAGUAGCUACCGAGGAACAACCAGACCAGCUUGUAUGGUACCAUCCAUUAUUUUGGAAAACAAUAAAGCAUCCUAAUGCUUCACAUUUACUUCAAUAUGUAAGAGACUCUGCAUCAACUGGUCGUGUUCUGAAGAUAAUACUUGAGUCUCCGGACUUGCAUUUAUUACAACACAUGGAGAAUGUUUUGACACUUCAAAAAAUGUUCAUCUACAGGUAUCAAAACCAAAUAGACAUGAAGCAAGCUGAAGAAAUAACUUUAAUUCAUUUUAUGGAUGAACAAUCAGAUUACAGACAACGGGUUCAGAUUGAAAAUGAUAUUGGAGAUUAUAUUAAGUUUUGGAAUUCAAUAUACGGAAUGUUUCGUCAACAUCCUGACAAGCAAAUAAAGGAAUAUUUGAAGGACAUAGAUGUAUUUAGUCCUAUUUCAAUGGCCUUACCCAGUUCUCGUGGACGUGGAAAAUGUGCAAAACUAUUGGCAGAAUAUCUCAUCGAUAUCCACAACAAUUUCUUGGAGAAGUGUAGCAGUGCUCUGAAGAUCACUAAUGGCCAUACUGUGGAAGUAGCGAGACUUGGGUCGAACUUUAUACGCAUUGACAAACAGAAUGAUCUUCUCCCACUUAUUCGCAUGCAUACUUCCUACACUAUCACAGAAGAUGAACUGGGAAAUCAUCACCAGAUUAGCUACAACAUUGAUGCUCUUGAGAAGCAGGUCAGAGAGAAGUAUGUCACAUACCAGCCACGUAUCAACAAAAAGUCACUGCCUUGCAUGAAAUACCCACAAGAUGUUGGUGUCGGAAGUGAUUGGGACAACGUUCUCGAAAAUAUUCCCCAGGAUCCAUUGUCGGCUAAGUUAUCUCAGGAAGUCGAUGACUUGGUCACAAAUCAAGAUGUCACACCUGCUGAUGUAUGUGAAGGUGUUAGAACUUUGACCCAUGCUAUCAGUUUUCUAGCAAAGAUAAAAGUUGACAGAACCAAGACACUACAAAAAUAUAUGGAGGAAAAUUUGCUCUUGUCCCCGAAUCAUAUGGCAAUGAUACCAAAGUCUGCACUCACAUGCCACACUCUAGCCCUUUAUCAACGACUGAUGUGGCAUAAAGCUGUAAACUUCGUUCAACAAGGGCUGGAUCCGUAUAAAGAGGCUUUGUAUGAAGUUACCCAAGAGGAAAUUGAAGAUGAGGAUGUUCUACGAAGACUGAAAGAUGCAUUCGAUCACACUGACAUGAAUUUAUUUCAACAGCGAGUUAAUGAAAUGUUAAUAAAAGUUCCCGACUUCACUCCAACCUGGAGCUUGACAGAAAAUGUAUUUUCCUAUCUGGAAUUCAUCGAGGAGAACACUCCAGAUUGGUAUGAGAGGAUUCCAAAUGAAAUAUGUUUCAAGCAUAUCUCUCAUCUUUUUCGCCUUUCUGUAAAAGGAAUUAAGCUUCCAGAGAAUAAUAAUGAAACAUAGCCAAAAUAUAUAUUGGCUUUGUUUUUCGAGUGAUUUGUAAAAAAUUCAUGAUGUUUCCAAAAUAAAAAUUAGUUUUUGGAACAUUGAUUGCCUACUGUAGUUUUUCCCGUAUACUCUCUGAAUAUCUACAUGCAAAAUAAUCUGUUUUAAAUGAUAAUUAUGUUAAUUUGAUUUAUUUUAAAAUCUUAAGUAUCAUUGAAGUUUUCUGUUUAUAUUAUUCUUAUAGCAAUCACACGAUGCCCAAAUCAACUAAUUUAAUUGAAGUUUUUUCUAUUGAAAUGUUCCUUGUCAAAAGUCGUAUGUAAAAUAUGCCCUCCCGAAGCAAGAUUAUUAUUAUUCAAGUUUAAAGUAAUACAAGAGUGAAGUUGAUUGACUAGCAGAAAUCGAAUUAUUUGGAUAUGGUCUUAUACGAUGUCAAUGCAUGCUCCAAAUAUGCAUUGACGCAUAAUUUAUCGAUUUUGGAAUUACUGUUUGAUAUUAGCUGUUAUCAUUACGUAACCUAUUCAAUUCAGAGUUCCCAUAGAAACACUGGGCAAAAUACAAAUAAGUUUCUAACAAAUUUGCUUGUAAAUUGUUUCAUUACAACUUGUACAUAAACCAAGAAAUCUGUGUCACUCUACAUCACACAAGAGUGUUAAAUGGACAUUGAGUGUUAAAAUUAGGGUUUAAAAGUUUGUAUUCCAAUAUUAAAAGUGAAAUCAGAUUAUAUUUUUGUGAAAAAUGUCUAAGCAACAAAUUUUACCAAGAACAGAAUAUAAUUGUCCCUGUCAAACCAUUCUUGUGUGUGUUAGAGUUGUUUGAAUUAAUGAUUUUUUGAGCAUAUCCUGAACGUUUUAGAUGUAAUCAAAUAUCUAAUAAAGUAGUAGCCUAAUAACAAAUGUUUGAGUUUCCGUUUAUCACCAGAUGUUUGGCGGCCAUACAGUUUAAAAUUAUAUUUUUUUAUGGCUGAGAUGUGUUUUAUGUUUUGAUAAAAUUUCAUAUUUCAUUUACCAAGUUAUACUAAAAUUCUGAAACAAACUACGGCUUUAAUAACAUCGGCAGUAUGUAAUAUAUCAGAUAUUAACACCAAGCACAAGCAUGAGCUCAACUUUUUUAUCAUUUAACCGGACUUACUUGAUGCCCAGAAUUUACUUACUAGAACGGCAGUGUUUAGAAUCGAGAAAUGCAUAGAAAUAAAACUACUGUCAAGAAACAAAGAAUAAAUCACCAG
Messenger RNA from Styela clava, 14029 nucleotides. The record is from RefSeq and is a predicted model, not a curated record. Lineage: Eukaryota; Metazoa; Chordata; Ascidiacea; Stolidobranchia; Styelidae.